Molecule: messenger RNA, 1767 nt
Organism: Mytilus trossulus (common blue mussel)
Lineage: Eukaryota; Metazoa; Mollusca; Bivalvia; Mytilida; Mytilidae
Exons: 3
Coding region: 1-1767 (588 amino acids)
Molecular function (GO): zinc ion binding
Source: RefSeq, a predicted model, not a curated record
AUGACCCUAAUCAUAGCCAAAAACGAUCAAGGAAUCAGAGCUAAGCGUGAUCAUGGUGAUGGAGAUGUAGUGUCAGACAGGGAAGUUGUUAUGGCUUCAGGAAAACAUAUACCAUGUGGUCCAUGUGGCUUUGAUGAUGUCAUUAAGGAUGCUUGGAGAUGGUGCACUAGAUGUGAAGAAGGUUUAUGUAACGAUUGUGAAAAGGCUCACAGAAAAAGCAAAUCCUCAAGAAACCAUCAGGUUAUAUCCAUAGAAGAUUACCGCAAGAUUGAACAUGUUUCUAUAUCCCAGAUAUGUGAGCAUCAUGGCGAAAACCUGGAAUGGUUCUGUAAAAGUCAUGACGAAGUCCUCUGUGUAGCGUGCGUUCCGUCAAACCAUAAGGCAUGUUCCGAUGUUAUACCUAUUAGUGCCAACUCAGCAAAUGCAAGACAAUCAACUGCAUUAUCUGACCUGGAAGAGACGAUUAACGGAACUUUACGUAACGUGAAACAAUGCAUCAAGAAUCGUGAAUCUGCUUCAAAUGAACUAAAAAAACAAGAACUGGAGAUUAAAACCAUGGUUCAUGAAACGAGAACGAACAUAAAUAGCCACCUAGACAAGUUACAGGAAAAAUUGGUAUACGAACUAAGAUCUUCAUCUGACACAUGUAAAUCAAAAUAUAUCCAAAUCCUUCAGAAGCUUAAAUCAACAGAAGAAAUGCUUACCAAACUUUGGGAACAAACAACACAUAUGAAACAGUUUUCUUCUGACAUACAAGUGUUUCUGGGAACGCGCCAGGUCACUAAGCGGAUUACACACGAGAUAGAGUCCAUCAAAAGCGAAAUCGGUGCUGCCAAGAACUACGAAUUGACAGUAUCAAUUCAUAGCCUGAUCGAAAAACUGGCCAACGAUGUUCAGGACUUUGGUAAAUUAAAGGUAUCAGAAUCCGCCACCAACCUUGAUUUCAGAGACCAAAAAUUCGAUCAAGCUCAAAUUGAUAUCGACAUCUCAAAAUCUAGAAACAUCUCCGACAUACAACUUCAAUUAAGUCAUUCAUUUCAAAUAAAAAAGGAAAGUAACAUUUAUAUUUCAGGUUGUGUCAUAUUGCAUAAUGGUAAUUUGGUGAUGGCCAAUGCUACAGAGGAAAAACUUUUAAUAGAAUACAGUGAUACAGGUGAACACAUUCGUGACAUCCAAGUCACUGGGCAGCCAUUCGCUAUUGAUGUUAUAGAUCGUGAUCGUAUUGUUGUGACGUACAGUGACGCAACUUUUAUAGAAAUAAUUCAUAGUAAUACUUUCAACGUUGAGAUGAAAAUCAGUUUACAAAAAAAAAGCUCGGGAGUAUCUCACGCGGAUGGGAAACUUUACGUAGUACACGGGGACAGUGUGCAAGUCCUGGAUUUAUUUGGAAGAAACAUAAACACAAUACAAACAGCAUCCUAUGAUAUGAAUCGCAUAUGUGCGAGCAGAGACAGGAUAGUUUACUCAGAUUUAGACACCGACAAAAUACAUUGUUGUGAUUUGAAUGGAUUAGAAUUAUGGCAGCUCCAAAAUGACAACAUGGAUUUUCCUAGAGGUAUAACAGAAGAUAAUUACAAUAAUAUUUUCGUUGUAAGUUAUUUUUCAGAUAAUCUAACAAUAAUACAACAUGACGGGAAGACCAAUACGACGUUACUUACAAAAAUGGAUGGAAUUAUAAAUCCGAGAACCGUGUAUUAUGACAAGGUUAAAAGAAUUGUGGUGAUAUGCACCGAUGGAGGAAAUGUUAUGUUGUACAAAGUCGUGUAG